This is a messenger RNA of Plectropomus leopardus (leopard coralgrouper), 4047 nucleotides long. RefSeq names its product cyclin F (gene ccnf). Lineage: Eukaryota; Metazoa; Chordata; Actinopteri; Perciformes; Serranidae. The record is from RefSeq and is a predicted model, not a curated record. Gene Ontology annotation, molecular function: protein binding.
UUGAAUUCAGAAAAGAGCUAACAACUUGUUAAGGUAUUAGUCAACUAGUAGAGCACAACACGGCCAGUGAGCAAUAUCGUAAGACCGUUUCAUCCAUUUUUGUGGUGAAACAGUGUGUAAGUUUGUUUGUGUGUGACGGUUGGUAAUAUCGCCUUAACGUUUAAAUCGCUUCUCAGUGCUGUAGCUACAGGCAUCGCUGUUUGAGGAGGAAUCACCGUACUUGCAAUGAAAGCGGGUGUCCACUGCCGUUGUUCAAAAUGCUACUCGGUUCCAACAAGGAAGCGGGUCCGUAAGCGAACUCCAGCCCUAACCUUGCUGUCUCUACCUGAGGAGGUCCUCCUCUGUGUGCUCCAGUGCCUCUCUGCUGAGGACCUGCUGUCUGUCAGAGCAGUUCACUCCCAGCUGCGGGACAUUGUUGACAACCACUCCAGUGUAUGGGCCAGGGUCAGUUUCAGGGACACAUGGCCAUCCCCCAACACCUUAUGGCUUUUUGAAAGGGCUGCUGAGAAAGGGAAUUUUGAAGCUGCUGUGAAGCUAGGGAUUGCUUAUUUGUACAAUGAAGGACCAUUGUUAAGUGAUGAGGGGCGAGCGGAUGUGUGUGGUCGCAAGGCCUCUCACUUCUUCAGCCUGGCAGAGAGCCUGCACUCUCCCACAGCAGAUCCCUUCAUCUGGGUGUUUAUCCGUCCCCCAUGGUCACCCACUGGCAGCUGCUGCAAGGCCGUGGUGUUCGACCGUCUCAAGGCUGAGUGUGACAUCAACGCGGAGAAGAGAGGACCCUUGUUGCACUGUUUGGCCAGAGUUUUGCAGCUGUUUGAAGGCGAUGAAAGACGUUCAGAGGCCAUAUCUAUGUUGGAGGAGUCGUCACAGGCUGGCUGUAUACAGAGUUCCUAUCUGUUGUGGGAGCACAACCGGAAAGCAGCUAUGGCAGAUCCAGGCAGGUACCUCCAGUGUAUCCGAACCCUCAGGGACUAUGCUGGCAAGGGAUCCUGGGAGGCACAGCUCUCCCUGGCUAAAGUGUGCAGCAGUGGGAAUCCGCUGGGCUUGGACUCCAAAGCCUGCUCUGACUUAGUGGCUCAGCUUUUUAGUUCCUCUAACCCGGCAUCACGACACUGUGCUCAGGGCAUCCAUAGACGAGGCAUUAAGGACACCAUGAGGUACAUCCUGGUGGACUGGCUUGUGGAGGUGACCACCAUGAAGGAUUUCUCCAGCCUGACGCUGCAUGUGACAGUGGGUUGUGUGGACCGCUACCUGGGUCUGCGCUCUGUCCCCAAGGCUCGCCUCCAGUUACUGGGAAUCGCCUGCAUGGUAGUUUGUACACGCUAUAUGAGUAAAGAAAUCCUGACAAUACGUGAAGCUGUCUGGCUCACAGACAACACCUACAAAUAUGAGGACCUGGUUCGAAUGAUGGGGGAGGUUGUCUCGGUGCUUGAGGGAAAGAUCAGGAGCCCAACGCUGCUGGACUACGGGGAGGUGCUGCUGUCUCUGCUCCCUCUGGAGAGGCGGACCACUCACCUAUUCAGCUACAUCUGCGAGCUGUCGCUGCUCUACUCUGCUCUCGCCACACCGCCUCCUUCCAAACUGGCCUGCGCUGUUCUACUGCUUACUCGAGCACUACAUCACUAUGUUCCACUCUGGCCAGGACAGUUAGUAGACUACACAGGCUUCUCCAAACAAGACCUCACCUCCCUGUCUGUGCUGCUCUAUGUCAAGUGUUUCAGUCAAGACGUUCCCAAAGAUUACAGGCAUGUAUCUCUAACUGGCGUCAAGCAACGGUUUGAAGAUGAGGCCUACCAGCACAUCAGCAAAGAAAAGGUGAUGGAUUACAAAGAGCUGUGUCAGAUCUUGGAGAUUCCAGAGGUGGAGCCUCAGAUGGAGCCUCCCAGUCCCACUGGUCAACCAGCAGACAUCCAUACCUUCCUCGCCUCGCCAUCCAGCACCAACAAGAGGAGACGCGAUGAGGACAUGCCGGCCGAAAGAGCAAGCUUUGUGGCCACGCCCACGGCAGAGCUGUCCAAUCAGGAGGAGAGGCUUCUAGGUGACAUUCUGGACUGGAGCCUAGACACUUCCUGUUCUGGUUACGAGGGAGACCGAGAGGAGGAGAGCGAGGGUGAAAAAGAUGGCAAUUCUUCCAUGAUAUCCAUCAAUCUGCACUCGCUGACGGACGCAGACGGAGGACUGGAGCACUGCAGAGCCUUAUCCAGCGAUGACGACAGUUUUGAAGCAGAAAAGGAAGCAAGCAAGGAUCGUCAAGACCAGGAAUCCGUCUCUACUGACCUUCACAGUUCAGGAUACUCCUCUGUCCAGAGCGUUAGCCCUUCUUCCACUUGCUCCUCCUCCUCCCUCUUGCCUUGCACAUUUAAGACCUUUACCACCUCCCUGGGCACAGCCUCUGCCAAUGCCCAGCCAGGCUUCCGCCUUUUGGUGCCCAUGCAGAGGCCCCGGGGCACCUCCAACAGGCAAGUGAAGAGGAAGAACUCAGCAGCUCAUAGUGGAGGUGAGGUGGAAAGAGAGGAAGAGGAAGGAGACGUGUAUUCUGCCAGUGCGGGGUUUCUGAGCCUAUAGACAGUGGUUAUUGAGCGGCUUCGGGCUGUUUACAGACCUCCUGCUCAGUUAUUAUCCUCCAGCACUUUUCUUUAGCUCCCCACGCUGUUCUUCACUCAUGUCAGUCUGCACUGAUCUAUCAAAAGCCAGAAGUUCAAGAGACUUAUCUUAAAGACAAGCAAGUAAGGGAAAAGAAAUGAAUUACCUAGAAACUUACAUUUCUAUUACAGUACAUUUCAUUUACAUGUUUACAGGCAUGGCACAAGAAAAUACCUCCCAUAAAUCAAGGCUCACAUUCAGCUCUGAAACCACUGGAACAUGACUUGACUUUCCUCAGGACCGUUUAUUUUACAGCCAUCUGCAACAACCUCAUAUCGCAUUAGAUAGCUGUCGAAGAAAUGAAACCUCAUGGACUUGUUUUGGGGGGAAAAAAGUGUUCAUUGUCAAAAUCAUAUUGUGGAAAAACCUUAAACAUAGCUGUCCUGAUAAUGAUUGUCUUGGUUAUUAUAGUUUCUGAUAUGCACUGUCAGUACAAGACUAUCUUGUAUUUGGUGAAUGUCAUCAAUAGGUGACUACUGUUAUUGGUGGAAAUGUCUGCAUCUUGAAGCCUACAAAAAGUGAUUGUAUGAAUUCCUUUAGUUCUACGUGUGUUUGCCAAAGGUACUGUGCCAUUGUUAUUUUUUUUUCAUGGGCAUCUUCUUAAACUAGAAACAGCUGUGAAAUGAAUCUUUUAGUAGUCUGCAUCUUCUACAGUCUUCUACAUAAACACCAGUUGUGCUGUUAAUGUUUUUGUAUUGCUUUAACAGACCGAUAGCACACUAAUCCCAUCAGGAACAGCGGAUGUUAGAGAUAUCGACACACUGUGUUCAAUACGUUGUGCUGUGAUAAUGGAGCUAAUCGAGAAUCACUAGCUGGAUGAGUGUCGUGCGAACAUCAGCUCACCCUCCAAAUGUUUAGUGCUGCAUCAACUAUUCAGCUCAAAUUUAAUGACACAGACGAUGCAACAUGAAACCCUUAAUGCUCAUAAGUUAACCCACUUUUCCUCCCAUCUGAGUUCGGUCUUGCACUUUUAUCAUCACAGAGGAGGCGCAAUUCAAUGAAAUGCAACCAUUUCCACGCUUGAACAAUCAAUACUAAAGUAUUUUUGGAUGGAUUUGCUUUGCCUUCUUCGAGCGAAAGGGAAGUUCAGACACUAAUGGGAAAUUGUCACCGUAUGGGGUUUUAAAAAGAACUGUAGUACACAAUGUCUAAAUGUCUGUGACUGACUGUAAAUACAUUUUAAACUGUUACACCAGACUGGUUAUCACCUGUGUUUUAUAAAUGUACAUAGUACUAUAUGUAUAAAUGGAGAAAGACAAAGAACAUGCCACUACUACUUGAAAUUGUUUUUGCUUCAUUCCAAAAAGUUUUCUCUGUGAAACUUGUUUUUCUACAGUACAGUGUUUUUUCAAUAGACCUAUGAUGUGAAUAUGUAAUCUUUUUCAAAUAAAACAAGCCAUCAUGCAA